AUGGUUAUCAACCAUAUCCAAGACCCUCAAACUCUCCAAGAUAUUCUCAACGGAAUUCACAAAGUUUUCAACGUGGAGGCAAUUCCCAGCAACAAAACCAAGGACGAUUUCAGCCAGGACACCCCAACAUUGGUGACAGAGGCCGUGGAUUCAAUGGCCAGCACAGUGGACGCUCCCAAACUGGCCGCUUUCAGCCAGGACGAAACUAUCAAGGCAGAGGCCAAUCACAGCAACAACAAAGUCAAAACUACUAUGCUGAGUGGCACUACAAUCAAGAAGCUGAAAGCUGUGCUGCGGAAGGCAGCAUUCCUGAAUGGAACCAAGACGGAAUGUCUUAUGGUGGAAUGCCAAGUGCCGAGCAGUACCAGCAUCAGGAACAAUAUUAUCAAGCUGAACAAAAUCAGCAAUGGAAUGUUCAAUUCAACUGUGAACAAGAAGAAUAGUAUCCUGAAGAACAGGAGGCACAGGAAGAUUCGCCGUUUUCCUUUCAUGAAGAGCAUUACUGACCCAAAAAUACUUGUAAACUAA
Cylindrotheca closterium is the source of this 528-nucleotide messenger RNA. The record is from the annotation of a GenBank genome assembly. Lineage: Eukaryota; Bacillariophyta; Bacillariophyceae; Bacillariales; Bacillariaceae.